AUGUGGUUGCGCGGCAAGCUGGGCGCUGUGCCGGACGCCGCAGGAGGAACUUCUUGCUGGCUGCUCUCGUGCUCCAUGGCGGCACCGCCUCCUCCACCUCCCCCCGCGAGAGGUGGAUUGUCCCUCUACGCAAACCUCCUCGACCCAGCCGCCGACCCCUCGUCCGCGACUAUAUCCAGCGCGCCAGUUCGCUACAAUCAAGAUGCAGCCGGCGCAGACUCCAAGGACGGGUCAGCGGCCAAGAAGCUCAUAGAUCCAUCCCUUCGCUUCCAGCCCAUUCGCAGACCCCAAGCCAAAUCCACCAAACCAGCCAAACCGAGCUUCCCAAAAGCCAUUCCAGGCGCGAUAACAACCGCAUCCGCUGCACCAGCAUCCGCUGCAACCUCGGCACCACCUCCAAAGAGCACUCUCGCAGACUGGACCGCGACCGAAGAAGACGAAUGGCGUUAUGGCACAGGCGAACGCUCCUACCAGCGCGGAGGCCGACGCAAGAAGAAGAAGAAGAACCAUAACCAGCCUCUUGAAACGAAUUGGGACGACAUCUACGACCCGUCAAAGCCCACCAACGUUGAUGAAUAUUUGCGCAGCGACGAGCGCAUCCGCGAGAUCCAGGACUGGAAGAGGAUGCUCUAUCGUCACCGCCGGCGCAGCAGCUCAAGUAAUGAUAGCGAAGAGGAAGCUGAUCGCCGGCCAGCAACGAACCAGUUCGCGCCGCCUCCGGAGUACUCUUUUGUACCGCCGCCCCCUGGCUCACCACCUCCUCAACCACAACCCGAGGUCUCGCCCCCCAAUGACACAACAGGUGAUGAAGCCUAUGCCCGUCGUCUAGCCAAGUCUGUAUCCGCCGCACCUCUUCCACCCUCUGAUCCAAGUCCUCCCCCUCCACCCCCAGACGAAGCAACGAUAUCUCGCGCACCGGUCCGCUACACUCCAGCCGCCGAAGAACCCGACGAUGAAGCAGCCUCUCCACCACCAACUCUCGGGCUCGGUGCCUCACAAGAAGACUCGACCGACACCCCUCGCUCCAACCGUCCAGGUCAAGCAGGGUUCGCCCAGCGCCUCAUGUCCAAAUACGGCUGGACGAAGGGUUCCGGGCUCGGUGCCGACGAAUCUGGUAUUGUCAACCCCUUGCGGGUACAAGUAGAGAAGCGCAAAAAGAAAUCGGACGCAGAGGGAGGCGGCUGGGCCGACCCUGCCAACCGGGCCAAGAUCCUCGGUGGAAAGCGCAAGGACGCAGAAGGAGAAGGCGGGAACAAGUUCGGCGGGCCCAUGAGCGAGGUUAUCGUGCUGCAGAACAUGCUCGACAAUAUGGAAGAUUUACAGGGCGAGAUUGCGAGCGGGCUAGGGCAGGAGAUCGGAGAGGAGUGCGGCGAGAAGUACGGGCGAGUCGAGCGAUUGUACAUCGACGUCGAAAACAGGCAGGUAUUUAUCAGGUUCACCGACCAAGUAUCUGCGCUUCGUGCUGUGAAUGAGCUUGAUGGGCGUAUAUUCAACGGAAAUACUGUGGUGCCCAAGUUCUACGAUACCGAGAAGUUCGAAAGAGGAGUAUACCGAUAA
Colletotrichum truncatum is the source of this 1557-nucleotide messenger RNA. Lineage: Eukaryota; Fungi; Ascomycota; Sordariomycetes; Glomerellales; Glomerellaceae. The record is from RefSeq and is a predicted model, not a curated record.